UUCUUGCCUCAACUGUAUAAGUUUAAAGUGACAUGGUGACACAUAAAAAAACCCCAGUUCGCCAACAAUUUCUUAUGCAGUAGCAUUCAUCAUCGCACAGAGUGGGUUUCAACACUCUUUUUUACUUUUUGCGUCGCUGCCCGUUUACCAUACCAUACACACGCACACUACAACAUGCCUCUUCUAGACUAUACAAAAUGGUUAAACCUUUUUGACGACGUUCAAAAACAAGCGGGAGGUGCUUUUCGACAAGGGCCCCCUGAAGACUAUUUUCCACUCGAAAGGGCACCCAAAGCACCGUGCUCAAAAGCAACCUGCCAGUGCGUGCGCGUAUACAGCGUCUCUCAACGACCCGACACCUCUAAUAUCCUAGACCAUUUCUUUCAAUCGGUCACCAUCAAUGCCCGACACAGCAUGUUCAUUUCGGGCCGAACCGUCAUUUCGCCCAUUGCUAAAAAGAUUGGCAUUCCAUUGAUCGUUUACCUCGAAGCGCCACUUCAAUAUGCCAUUUGCAAACCUGAUUUACGUCCACUUUAUGAAAACCAACCCGUUACGUUUCUGCUCGCUCAACCUAGUAAUGGACUCGCGCCCAUGCAAUACCAGGACGGUGUGGGUACCGCGCUCGUUGCUCGACUUGACCAUGAACCGCUCAGCGUCGAAGAGCUGGCGGCUAUAAACGCCUAUAUACACAUGUUGAUGAAUGAACGAUAUGGCCGAGGGCCUGCUGACUAUCAGGUGCAAAAAACAAUCACGCAUGCAGAUUAUAAGCGCUUUACUACAGGCAAUCAUAAUAUUUUAUCAAGAACUUUGUACGAGCAGUGGCUCAAUUCUAAUCCUGACAGUUGUACAAUAACUUUGUAAUGAUAUGUCAAGUUUUAUGUAGUUUACUUGCUGGUAAAACAAAGGCACAAGUGGCCGCAGCCUUCUCCCUAUUUUUUGUAUACCUUAUCAUCGUAUCUUAUUUUCUCGCCAUGGUUAUGCAUGAAACUUAUUGUCAACCACACCCAUCAAUAAACCCUUAGCUCAAAGUCGUUAAAAUGAACUAUUAAAAGAAAGGAUAGAGGAAAGAAAAAUGCUCUGUGUAUGUAUGUGAAUUUAUUAUUGUUGCUGCUGCUGCUGCUAUUGCUGUUGUGAUGGAUUAUCCCCC
Molecule: messenger RNA, 1147 nt
Organism: Zychaea mexicana
Lineage: Eukaryota; Fungi; Mucoromycota; Mucoromycetes; Mucorales; Lichtheimiaceae
Exons: 2
Coding region: 175-861 (228 amino acids)
Source: RefSeq, a predicted model, not a curated record